AUGGGUGGGCCGUCACAUCAUGAGAAAAACAGACGACCGAUGGACACAAAGAACAUCACAGUGGAUUCGCGAACAAAGGGUUCCCGAGGAAGACCUCCGACUAGAUGGGCAGACGUGUUCAUGGACCCAGCUGAGAAAUCAGCUGGAUACGAUUCCUGCCCCUGGAAAUUAUGGACGCAGCCACCGAUGGCAGCCAAGAAGAUCGUGGAUGUCCGAAGCGGGGGACAGGGAUACUAG
This is a messenger RNA of Cylicostephanus goldi, 237 nucleotides long. Lineage: Eukaryota; Metazoa; Nematoda; Chromadorea; Rhabditida; Strongylidae. The record is from the annotation of a GenBank genome assembly.